Molecule: messenger RNA, 987 nt
Organism: Nicotiana tabacum (common tobacco)
Lineage: Eukaryota; Viridiplantae; Streptophyta; Magnoliopsida; Solanales; Solanaceae
Source: RefSeq, a predicted model, not a curated record
AUGACCCCUGAUCUUAAUCCAAUAUUCGACAGGUACAAAUAUCAGAUGCGAGCAAGUUUUUACCCCAACAAUGAUGAGAGGUUUAAGUAUAAAGAAGGGUUACAUGAAACAGUGUAUAUUAAAGAUGAUCUUGAACAAGCGUUGGCCGGAGCAGCAACGGAGAAUAAGACGGUAAUAAUUACUGUUGUAAAUAAAGCAUACAUAGAGGGAGAUAAACCAAUGGUAGAUCUCUUCUUAGAUGGUUUUUGGCAAGGAGAAGGCACUAGGGAAUUAGUGAACCACCUUUUGAUCGUUGCAAUGGAUCAAACCUCGUACGAACGGUGCAAAUUUAUGCAUCUUCAUUGUUACAAGCUCGAAACAGAUGGUGUGGAUUUUGGUGGAGAAAAGUUGUUCAUGUCUCAAGAUUUUAUCAAGAUGAUGUGGAGAAGAACCUUGUUCUUAGGUGAUGUUCUUAAGAAAGGUUACAACUUCAUCUUUACGGACACUGAUGUGCUAUGGCUUAGGAAUCCAUUUCCGAACUUGUACUUAAAUCAAACCGUAGACCUUCAGAUCAGUACAGACAAGUUCAACGGAAGCCAGUGGUCUGAAGAAAACCCAAUAAACACAGGCUUCUACAUGAUCAAAUCAAACAGCAAAACAAUAGCGUUGUUGGAUGCUUGGUAUGCUGGAAAAGACAACAUUAAUUCCACAGGAUGGAAAGACCAGGAUGUUUUGAUCAAGUUAAUGAAAGAUGGAAUGUUCAAACAAUUGGGUCUAACUGUUAGGUUUUUGGACACCCUUUAUUUCAGUGGCUUUUGUGAUGAUAGUAAAGAUGUUAACGUUGUUGCAACUAUUCAUGCCAAUUGUUGUCGUAGUAUAAGUGCAAAGUUGGCUGAUCUGACGGCUGUCCUUCACGAUUGGAGAAGAUUUAAGGGCUCGGAUGCAAAUCAGACAUCGACGUUUGGAUGGACUCAGCAUGUGAAUUGCUGGGAUUCUUGGAAAAACUGA